UUGGUGACACCACUACUCACGCAAUGACAACGGAAGUACAGAACAGGAAGCAGUUCAAGAAAACGGUUUUUGGUUUCUACCUAUAUUAGUUAGAAGAUUAUUUUAUAUGUGCUAAGUCUAAAGUUUAUUUCUACUGUUAACGUUAGCUUUCUGGAAAGCAUAGCAACAAUAAAAGGCAAGAUUUGCUCGGCGAACAGAUGCUAAUUAGCGUGUCUCAUCUGGCCGGACAAACCAGCAGGUGGACGGUAAGCCUCUACGCACCCAUUCACCUCAGCAGGUGUCUGCAGUCGCUGGGACAGAUGCCAUUCUGCCAUGUCGCCUCACGGCAUCUGUGGGACCCCCACGUGUCAUGGCGGUGGAGUGGUUACGGGUAGAUGGUCCUUCCCCACUGACGGUCCAUGUUUUCCGUGACGGCCAAGAGCUCGUCAAGGAGAAAGCACCAGAAUAUCUGAUGAGGACGGAGAUAAUGAAGGAUGGUUCCCUCAAGUUAUCAGGUGUCCAAAGGCGGGACAGUGGCACCUACAGGUGUGUCCUCCUGAGUGUAUCAUCUGGACAAGAAGUCACAUUUGUCUCUCUCGUGGUCGCUCUCGCGUCUGAGGUGAACCUAUCAGUCCAGCGGACUUCAGACAACGAGCUUCUUGUACACUGUGAGUCCAGUGGCUGGAGUCCGAAGCCGCUGGUUUCUCUGCUGGACUCCAGGAGGAAAAACAUCCACGCUGCUCACAAGGAGUCUUCGGUCCGACCUGACGAUGUCUUCUCUGUCAGGGCGUUCAUUAACAUGGCAGCAGCAGAAGGAAAUGGGACGUUCAUCUGCAGAGUGGAAAUACCUGAAGUGAACCUGGCCAAAGAGAACCAGAUUUCUAUCACUGAUGAGUUUGAUCCCUUGCAGACAGGAUGUGGUUAUUGUCACAAGUUGGUCGUUGCCGCCACGCUCGUCGCUUUCGCCAUCGUAGCUUCUGUUCUUCUCGUGAAGAAGCGGCAUCUGAAAGUGCUCUGCAGCAGUUCGAUCACAUGGGAGGCAGAGGAACAACAAGCUGAGUAUGGAGACAUCAACAUGCUGGAUACAAUCGGAGCUUCUGAAAUCACAGCCAGCACAAACCAGCUGAACAUCAGCGGCAAAGAAGCAUCCUACGAGCUAGCACGGAGAGACUGGGAUGAAUUGCUCAAGUACAAAAUGCAAAUUCGCAAUGUGGGAACAAAACUUGGUGUCCAGCCUGCCCUGAUUGCUGCCAUUAUCUCCAGACAGUCUCAGGCUGGAAUCAACCUGAACACCACCGGCUACGGACAGACGGACCCAAACUGCUUUGGCCUCAUGCAGAUCAAUAAGCAUUACCAUGCGGUGAAAGGAGGCGCGUUCAGCGAGGAGCACGUGGACCAAGGAGUCACCUACCUCAUCCAGCUCAUAAAGACGAUGAGGAGGACGAAGCGGGACUGGAGCAAAGAACAGCAGCUGAAAGCUGCCCUGGCCUGUUACAUAGCAGGUGAGGACAAAGUCAUUCCUUUGAGGUACGAAGAACUGGACAGCGUGACGGUUAAUGGGGACUUCAGCAACGACGUGGUCGCCAGAGCACAGUGGUUCAUCCGCCACGGCUUCUAGAAGGGAGAUCACUUCAUCCUUUUUCUCCUGUUCUUCAUGUUUAAGGAGAAUUCCUGUUUUUUCCUGUCACACCUCGUCAGUGUUGCUUAUUUAUUGUGAAGGUGUUUUCAAGAUCGAAUCGAAGUGUCUGCAGACGUCAUGGGAGACCACAUGAAGGACUCAGUUUGAGAUAUUGCAGCUCUGAUCUUGGUGGGGUGAAAUACAUGAAAGCUCCAGUUUAACCAAGACGACAAAAUAUUUUUAGCCUAUUUCAUGGUGUGUUACAUUUCAAUCUGUUUUACAUGUGGGGAUGAAAGCUGAAGUUCAGUUUGGAGGUCACAAGCAGAAAUCAGGUCUUUUCUUUGUUACUGUGUUUUAAACAGUCACACUGCAUUUAAACAUUGUCGAUUUGGUGUGCUGUCUGUGACAGAUUCAGUUUAUAUGUAUCUAUACUACGUCCAUCUGAACUUGAGUCUGGAAGCCUUCGGUUUAAGUUUAUUCAGUUUACUAUUUCUAGACAAGCAGCCUGUUCAGAAACAUGUUUCCAAGUGAAUUCCAGUCAAACUGGUAAAAAUAGCUUGCUCUCGCUGAGAGAAGGCCUGAAGGUCUGAUGUGACAGCUGACAAUCCUCUGUUGAGACUUUCUUCAUACAAAAACUGUGACUUAAUGUUUUCACUUCCAGAAGUUGAGCACAAUCCCAAUGUGAAGCAUGUGCGGGCCUUGGCCUUCACCGGCAGCCAUAUUUCUCUCGGUUCCAACAGUUUGUGACCUCAGCCGCCCGCUGCUGCUGACGGGUGGCCCGACGUUGAUCGGUGUGGAUCCAGUAACCUGCAUACGGGGCCCCAGUCCCAACAUGUCUGGGGUCUGUUUUAUAAAGGCGCAUUCCAACGGCAGAUUCCAAACGACAUCGUCACUGACAAAUGAAUCCCUGGUCUCGCCAACGCAGCUGCUCGAGAGGAGCUCAAGCAGGACGCCAUUUCCACUGGUCUUUGCCAUGUUAGCCCAUUGAAUACUUUGAGUGCCCACUGGCACUUCUAAAGUGCUGAUUCAGUGUUUUUGGUGUAAACACCAUAUAUUUAUUUUUGAAAUCUUGGACACAAGGUUGUAUCUUGUUUGCCUGAGUCUGAGUUAGUAUGGUGCUGAUAAAGUUCUCUGUGUCCUCAGCUGUGAAUCUCCCGCAGAUAUUUUUUGGUCCUGGAAAUAUGAAAGUCGCUGGAAUAUGAAACUUAAAUGUUUACAGAAUGUAAAGAAAGAACAACGUCACAUUUGUUUGCAACAUGCAGUGAUUAUAUGUAAAUAAAUAUUCAACUCUU
Messenger RNA from Scatophagus argus, 2889 nucleotides. Its product is annotated as butyrophilin subfamily 3 member A2-like. NCBI's taxonomy places the organism in Eukaryota, Metazoa, Chordata, Actinopteri, Scatophagidae. The transcript has 12 exons. Gene Ontology annotation, molecular function: lysozyme activity. Gene Ontology annotation, biological process: peptidoglycan catabolic process. The record is from RefSeq and is a predicted model, not a curated record. The coding region runs from base 350 to 1597 and encodes 415 amino acids.